AAUGUUCAGUAUUAGCAACGGAUCAUCAGAUUGGAUGCCUGUGCUAUUACUGCGGCUGGCGUGAAAAAGACUUUACGAGGGGAUUUAUUGGGUCUUUGCCCGUCGGAAACCGAAAUUAUUAGAUAUUCACGUACAGCUUCAGUCAGAUAAGGAGGCGGAAAAUGGCUGGCGGCAAGGCAGGAAAAGACAGCGGCAAAGCUAAGGCCAAGGCGGUGUCUCGCUCCCAGAGGGCCGGCCUUCAGUUCCCAGUGGGCCGCAUCCACCGGCACUUGAAGACCCGCACGACCAGCCACGGUCGCGUCGGAGCCACAGCAGCUGUGUACAGCGCCGCCAUACUGGAGUACCUCACUGCUGAAGUGCUCGAGUUGGCCGGCAACGCAUCCAAAGACUUGAAGGUGAAGCGUAUCACUCCUCGUCACUUGCAGCUGGCCAUCCGUGGCGACGAAGAGUUGGACUCGCUUAUCAAGGCCACGAUUGCUGGAGGAGGUGUCAUCCCCCACAUCCACAAGUCCCUGAUUGGGAAGAAGGGCCAACAGAAGACUGUUUAGAUGCUACCUUGACCUCCAUCAUCUGGGCUUGUGCUUUGAUCAGACAAGAGGGUCACCUUUGUUUGUUUGUUUUUUUUUGUAUAAUUAUUUUUAUGAUGGCAAACCAAGAUUGUUACUUUGUGUUGUUUCCCCACUUAAAAAACACUUAAUGACUGUUUGUGUGUCUUGUUGGAAUGCUUGACUUGUGUUGAGAGUGGCGACAGUGAAUUUGUUUGAUUGGCUUAUGUUUUAUACUCAAAAGAAAACUUGUUAAAAGCAUUUUACAUAUAUAUAUAUAUAUCUAUGAAAUUUGUUUUGUGUUUAUUGAUGCUAUUUACGAUAGUGCACAAUAUUUUUGAACAGCUAAAUGUGCGACGGUGCUUUUCACCUCUUGUUGUGUUUUGAACUGCACAAUGUUAGAAGUAUUACCUUUUUUUGUAAUGACAUUGAUCUGAAAAAUUGUGAGAUGCAUCUGCACUUGUAUGUGGAGCGCAGAAGUAUUUAAAAACUUGAACAUUUGGUGGCACGGAACCCUGCAUGUUUGGCCUCAAUGUGCUCGUGUCCGUGACAUAUCGCUACGUUUUCUGAAAAUCUCAGCAGGGCUUAACACUCAAACGUUGUGUGUGUCUGUGAGUGUGUGGGAAACUUGAAUCUAACUCCAUGACAUUCUGCUAAUGAACAUCGGAACAAUUUCUUCUUUUAAAAAAAUAUGUGUUCAAAACACUAUUUUGUCUGAAUAAAAACCCUUUUUAUGCCAUCACUGACUAACG
Doryrhamphus excisus (bluestripe pipefish) is the source of this 1297-nucleotide messenger RNA. RefSeq names its product histone H2A.V. Gene Ontology annotation, cellular component: nucleosome. Lineage: Eukaryota; Metazoa; Chordata; Actinopteri; Syngnathiformes; Syngnathidae. Gene Ontology annotation, molecular function: protein heterodimerization activity; structural constituent of chromatin; DNA binding. The record is from RefSeq and is a predicted model, not a curated record.